This is a messenger RNA of Soboliphyme baturini, 1272 nucleotides long. The record is from the annotation of a GenBank genome assembly. NCBI's taxonomy places the organism in Eukaryota, Metazoa, Nematoda, Enoplea, Dioctophymatida, Soboliphymatidae.
AUGCAGACACUCUCAAACGAGGGAGCAUCGUUUGAUCAUAUGAAUUUCCGAUCGCCGAACAACACGGAGUCCUGUGUUCGGUCAUAUGGAGACAAAUUUCCCAUUCAAUUGAUAAACGCCCAUUUGUCGACUCGAGACCUUCAGCAAUUACGCAAGCUCUUCGAUGGAAGUAAGCAAAGGAAAACGAGGCAAACGGCGGCAAAUACGAGAAAAGUGUAUAGGCCGAAUUACUUUUUGGUCGGCGCCAAUCAGAGCUUCAAUAUUGCCAGUAAGGUCUACGCCUCGCGUGCCUACUCCUUUGCCGAUACGGAGGCAUACCGGCGAAAGUUAGCUUCGUUGUUUGUUUAUUAUCCGUUUCUGCUGCCCCCCUCGUCGAAACCGGUCACGUGUAGAAGAAAGAGUCAAAGACCUUGGUUCGUCGAUGCUAGCGUUCAAUGUUCUCCUAAUCAGAGGAAAGAAAUGAUCGAUCAGUUUAGAUCGAUGUCUAUUGAGGUCGGCAGCUCGUUAAUUUCUGAAGAAAAUGCAAAUGAGAAAAGAGCGAAGGAGAAGAUCAGUAAAAAUUCAGAAGAGACGGACAUAACCUCGUCUGUUUCAAAGGAAUAUAGCACAAGUUUUUCAAGUGUACCUUGUGUGCAGGUACGCGAGAUCGAUGAAGGAGUGAAGGAAGUCAAAGGUGAGACGUCAAACGAUGAAGAAGACGAAUCAGAAGACGGCUAUGCAAGUGACUUUGAAGCAAUAUCACUCUCUAAUUUCUCAGAUGAUCGAGAAAACGUUUUAUUCGAUGCCGUCCAGGAUUCUCGAUAUGUUAACGGAAGCCUAAAACGUACUGUUGAGCUGGUUUCACGUUCAGUGCAGGUCAGCGAGAAUGAAGUAGGGCUAAACGCCUACUCAAAUUCUACCGAUGAAGAUCAUUACACAAGUAGCUUCGAGGUUGCUUCACAACAUUCCCUUAUGUCAUGCUACCCUGCUUCUCAAACCAUCGCCAACGAAGUAGUCACAAAUGUUAAGUUGCCGUCGGCGGAGAGCAUCGAUUCUUCUGUUUCGGGUUCCUACUUGAUUACGGACCUACCAUCUGAAUCUCAACAGAGCAUCAGCACCGUCAUCGAUUUUUCAAGAAGCAUAUCGGCCAACAGCAAGGAUUCUCUGUCAAGUUCACUUGCGUCAUUUGGAAAGGGUGUCAGAAAGUUACAGGAGAGGCUUGAAGUCCUGAGAGCAUCUGAAGUAACGCGUAGUCAGCAAGUGUCUCCUAGCAGAGACAAAAGUUUUUCUUGA